Molecule: messenger RNA, 3846 nt
Organism: Oenanthe melanoleuca
Lineage: Eukaryota; Metazoa; Chordata; Aves; Passeriformes; Muscicapidae
Gene: SLA
Product: Src like adaptor
Exons: 8
Coding region: 219-1055 (278 amino acids)
Molecular function (GO): protein binding
Source: RefSeq, a predicted model, not a curated record
AGGAAGUAUGUGGCCUGUUUGGCAAAUGCUGCUCUACAUGACAGCGUGAACUUCACAACACACUCAUUCGCCCGGCUGCUCCUCGGCUGGAUCAGCAAACCUUGCUGGCAGCACGAGAGCACGACUAUGACUACAGCUUUUCUCAGAAAUACUGCAACCUGGAAUGCCAUGCCUAGCAUUUAAAGUUCUGAAGAACUUUGAGGGAAUUAGCGAGCACAAUGGGAAAUACUGUGAAAACUCUGAGAGCAUCCGAGGAAACCAGCGCGCCGAGCCAGGCGGGUCAGGAGAGUGACUUCCUGGCUGUUCUCCAUGACUACCCUUCAGCAGACAUAAGCCAACCUAUAUUUCACGUAGGGGAAAAACUACGUGUGCUAUCAGAUGAAGGAGGCUGGUGGAGAGUCCAUUCCCUUACAACAGGUCGAGAAAACUAUAUUCCAGGAAAAUAUGUAGCAAAGGUUUAUCAUGGCUGGUUAUUUGAAGGGCUGGGAAGAGAAAAAGCAGAGGAACUUCUACAGCUACCCAAUACCAAGGUCGGCUCCUUCAUGAUCAGAGAGAGUGAAACCAGGAAAGGGUUAUAUUCCUUGUCAGUGAGGCACAGGCAAGUGAAACAUUACAGGAUCUUCCGCCUCCCAAAUAACUGGUAUUACAUCUCCCCACGGCAAACCUUCCAGUGCCUUGAAGACCUUGUCAAUCACUACUCAGAAGUUGCAGAUGGUCUCUGCUGUGUCCUUACAACACCGUGUCUUACCCAGUGCACUAACAACAACACCGUGGUGGAUCCGGUUCCUCCUGUGGUGAUGCGGAAUAAAAACUUCAACUGGAGAAACAUUCACAGGCUGGAGUUGGCUGAAGAUGCCAAAAGCACCCUGGCAGCAAUGGAUGACUCUUGCCUCAGCUAUGGCCUGAGGGAAAGCAUUGCCUCCUACCUCUCCCUAACUGAGGAUGACAACACUUCUUUUGCAAGUGCCAGGAAGAAGAAAUCCCAAUCUCUCAUAUACACAGGGAGCAAACGUAAGAGUGCCCUUCACCUGCCACCUACACUCUAUGACAACUAAAUAUAAGACAAACAGGAAAAAGCCAAAAACUGACGGGUUAGAAGAGAAACCAGAGCAUCCUGUGGUCCUGCAUCCUUCAACAGCUGAGAGAUACAAUCAGCUAAGCUGGUGACCAAACACCAGCAGUUCUGCAUUUCCUCUUCUGAGUGCUCACCAGAGACCUUCCAAGGGUGCUAUCUCAGCCAUGGCAUAUGCUGGGAAUGUCCCCAGUGCCCAGAACUGGUUCACAAGCAGGAUACUGAGACAGACUCUAAGUCAAAAGCCAAGGGUUGCAGGUGACUCUUCAGCAGGGGCAAUGCCCAGCGUUGUGCAGAGGUGACUGCACGGGGAAGGACUAACUGCAGCUCAAGAACUUAAAUUAAGUCUAACUCUGGUAUUCUCCACAAGGCUGAAAACCUUCUUUACAGAAUCUAUCUACAAUGAAAAAAGGAGCAUUUUUCUUUUCAAGAUAGACUUAACUAUUGUCAUGGAAAUGGGUCAGAGAGACAUCAAUAACCCCAAGAAAGUAACAUCCAGCAUCCAAGAAACAGCUGAUUAUAGUGACUCCAUACUUAUCUUUUAGGAGAAAAAAAUUCAAAUCACUGACUUUAAAACUAGCAUUUAAUUCACUUGCUGGCAAUGGCCUGCAGUGUAAUAAAACAGUCACAAAAUUAAGAACAGGCUUAAUUCACCAAAAAAAGCAGCUCCUGCUUAUACCUGAGAUGAGAGUUCAGGCAUAUCCAAACAUGUAAUUCAGCUGCUCAUAGUAAAGCAGAUAAACAGAGAACAAAAGGGGGUUUAAUUGAAAAGCAAGAUGUGAUGAUACUGUGCCUAACUGCAAAGGUUGGAUUGCAAAGGUGUGACCUUUUAUGUGUACAGGGAGAUAUUUUAACUUUGACUUCUGAAGUCAGCCACAUAUUUAUGUAUAAUAUUUAUAUUAAUAGCAGCUUUUAAAAUAAUUAAACUAAGGGAACAAAUCAGUAACAGUGGAUGUUAGAGAUUUUUCCUAAUUUCUUGUCUGGCAAGUUACGUCAAACAGUAAUUAAACUUUCCAUCAAACCACUUCAGGAUUAGAGGGUUUUCUGAAAUUUCAUUUAUUUUUUUACAGGUAUGUACCCUUUUCUAAGUGAUAAAGGAGCAAGUAGCAUUUUCCUUUGAACCUGCUUGUGACUGCUUUCUAAACCAAGCAAUCACUCUUGUCUGAGUGUGUAAAAUGCUGCAAGCUAUGCUCUCAAGCUGAGAAAGUUUCAAUCCAAUAUUCUCUUGUACCUUUUUGCACAGAUUUGAAUAAUGAAGGUUUGGUGAAAUAGAGAAUUUGAGAGGUUAUAUAUACAUAUAUAUAUAUAUGUACAUUUUAUCUAAACAUUUCUUAGGACAAGUCUACGUGCUCUUUAGAUCUUGUAUCAGGUUGUUUGCACUAGCAAGAAAGGUUCAGAGAUCAAAACAUUUCAUAGCUUGUUUAAACAUAUUUCAGGACUUAAAGGAUGAAUGUGAUUUGGCUGGUAAACACUGAACUCUAAAGAGCAAAACACACUCAGGAAGUCUAGGCAUUUGUAUAAUCUAAUUACUGUUACUGAUAAUCAAUACAUUAUGGUGCCCACAUUUUAUCCAUGAAAUGUAUAUGGGGAGCAUUUCAGAUUUCUAAGUCAUGACUUGUAUUUAUUCAUUAAAAUAAUAUUCAGAAGUUACUUUGUGUUGCUUUUAGAAAAUGGAAAACCUAGUGUGUAACUAGUACAAGCACCCAGCCUUGCAAUGGCAGUGCCAGAGGGUAUCUUGGGUGGAAGGUGACAAAAGAAUGCCAGAGCCCACACAACUGGCAGCACUUGGACACACUCUGUGAGAAGGGGAUAAGACAUUCUGAUGGUGACAGGAUCAACAACCACAGACCAGUUCAGUGUGGAAAGGAACCCCAGGCAUCCUCUGAUCCAACCCCUCCCUGCUCCACCUUGAGCCAUUUGCCCAGGACCACAUCCAGGAAUAUCUUCAGGGAUGGAGACUCCACAACCUUCCUGGGUGACCUAUGUAGACACUGUCAUCCUCACAGUAAUGACAAGAUAAAGUGAAAAAAACUAAUUAAAUGUGCCAUAGGGGUGGCAGGAUUUCACAGAUGGUUGUGGGGAAAUUCUGUGAGGUCUGGCCAUUUUUACAAGUAACUGAAAGACUUUAUUGGGGACCUUUUGGGAAACACAAGCUUGCAAGGGAUGACAUCCCCCAGUGAUCUUCUGCAAAUCUGACAUUACCUAUGAAAUGGUAUCAGAAGUACAAAAAUUGGGUAGGGAUGCAGCAAAACUGGUAUAAUGAAUAAAAGUAACCAAAAGAGGUGUUUGGUUUGUUUGAAAGGGAAUGAGACUGGUAAAGGAAGGGAACAAGGAGAUAAGAAUAGAGAGAAGAAAGGGGAUCUAAAGAGUAGCUAAUUACCAGGAUCAGGGAUAUUUAGGGUCAUCAGAGAGCCCUGCACCUGACUGCAGUGGAAGAGCAAUAAACCUUCUUUCCACUAUUGUCUGAUCUGCUGCCAUGGCCAGGAGGGACCUGGUGUCCUCCCCUGCACUGGGUGGAAGAAAGCUGGGAGCUGCCCUUGGCACCCACCAGGAAUGCCUGGAGAGGACACCUAACACCUUCCCCCUGCAGCCUCCUGCAAUCCAUGCCAUUGACCCAGUCAUCUACAUCAAAAUUGCACUGGUAAAUUAAUUGAGUGAUCAAAAUAUGGAAUCAAAUGCUCUUAAACCAUUUAAAACAAGACCAUAAUCACUGAUACCACUUAUUACUAAUCACACCACUGAAAGAUUAAAUAAAUUCUAAAAAGUCCCCAUGA